AAGAGAGUAGAGGUGACAUCUCUGGUGAAUCUCUAGAGGCGACCCCAGACUUGAACCAGCCGAUGCUUUUCCUGUCAGAUCCUUUUUUGGCCUUCGUGAAGAGUCAACUGCUUCUAAAUUUCUAGCGCUGAUCUCUCUAAUCUUUGGAUAUCUUUACUAGUAGUACUUCAGCUCAUUUUCCUUUGAUUCUGGAGACACCAUUUUGGCUCCAAUGAUCACUGGGCAGCUGAGCAAGCCGCUACUCUCCCUGCGAGGAGAGAUGGAAGGCGCCGAGCUGCGCGAGGACGAGAGGGCUCCCAGCCCGGACAGCGAGACUAAUGAGGAACCUCUCCUUCUGCCUCCGGAUGCCGAAGACAAGCUGUACGGUGGCAGAGGUGGAUCAGUCCAGUCAGAUGCAAGCAGUAGCCCCUCUGAGCAGGGUCAUAUGUGUCAGCCCCAUCCAGCGUACCCUGUUGGACCACAGUCUCUACUGGUGGCCCAGCAGCUGGCCUCAGCCAUGAGUGGUGUGAUGUCAGGAGGUGCGCCGAGUCUAAACCAGCCAAUCCUCAUCCCCUUUAAUGCAGGUGGGCACCUGGGUGGGCAACAGGGCCUGGUCCUGUCUCUGCCUACAGCAGCCAAUAUCCAGGGGCUGGUGGCUGCAGCAGCCGCUGGGGGCAUCAUGACUCUCCCUCUACAGAACCUGCAAGCUACCUCAUCGCUCAACUCCCAACUCCAGCAUCUUCAGCAUCUCCAACAAAUACAGCAGCACCACCAGCAACAACAGCAGCAGCAGCGAGAACGGGAGCACCGAGAGCGAGAGCAGCAAAGAGAGCGAGAGCAGCAGAGAGAGCGGGAGCGAGAGCAGCAGCGAGAGCGAGAGCGUGAACGUGAACGAGAGCAACACUGUGGGUCAGCACACCUUCAGCCUCUCAAUCAGCUGCCAUCCCAUCAUCCACUGACUCCGCCAAUCAAGUUACAAGCCACUGGUUCUUUGACAGGAACCGCCUCCUCUUGUACCUCCUCCAGUCUUGGUUCAGUUCAGCCGUCACAAUCUCCACCAUGUCAUAAGCAGAACCAAUCACCAGCGCACAGCCUCCCCUCGCCAGUCACACCUCCUCUGCCACUGCAGCUCAAUCCACUAGCCAGCCAGGCAGCAGUAGCAGCAGCGACCAUGGGCUCUAUUGCUGGAUCACAAGUGUUUGGGAACGCUGGUCUGCCGAGUCUGCAGGGUGUCACAGGCCAACUGGUCACCAAUGCACAGGGACAGAUAAUUGGUACAAUCCCACUGAUGCCAAACUCUGCAGGACCUUCCAACCAGACAGGGGGUGGGGCUUCAUCUCUCCAGGUCCAGCCCAUCACGCCGCAACUGCUGACCAAUGCACAAGGUCAGAUCAUCGCUACGGUGAUCGGGAACCAGAUCCUGCCUGUCAUCAACACACAGGGAAUCACGCUAUCACCAAUCAAACCUGGACAGCAGCUCUCCCAGGCUGCCCAGACCCAGCCACCUCCCCCUGUGUCUCAGCCAGGCCUGCUGCGAAUGCCCCACAGCCAGAGUCCUCUCCGGCAAGCCUCUUCAUCCUCCUCGACCUCUUCAUCCUCAUCUUCAGCACUCAGUGUGGGGCAGCUGGUUAGCAACCCUCAAACUGCUCCGAGUGAAGUGGAUGGUGUGAAUCUGGAGGAGAUUCGGGAAUUUGCCAAAGCAUUUAAAAUCCGUCGUCUGUCUCUGGGUCUGACGCAAACUCAGGUGGGCCAGGCUCUCAGUGCCACAGAGGGGCCUGCCUACAGCCAAUCCGCCAUCUGCAGACACACCAUCCUGAGAAGCCACUUUUUCCUACCACAGGAAGCCCAAGAGAGCACUAUAGCUAGCAGUCUGACAGGCAAACUGAACCCUGGCCUUUUAUAUCCUGCCAGGUUUGAGAAGUUGGACAUCACGCCAAAAAGCGCCCAGAAGAUUAAACCCGUGCUGGAGCGCUGGAUGGCCGAGGCAGAAGCCCGCCAUCGCUCGGGCAUGCAGAACCUGACCGAGUUUAUCGGCAGUGAGCCAUCGAAAAAGCGCAAGCGCCGGACCUCUUUCACGCCACAGGCCCUGGAGAUCCUUAACAGCCACUUCGAGAAGAACACACACCCCUCGGGCCAGGAAAUGACCGAGAUCGCUGAGAAACUGAACUACGACCGCGAGGUGGUGCGCGUCUGGUUCUGCAAUAAAAGGCAGGCGCUUAAAAACACAAUAAAGAGGCUGAAGCAGCCGGAGCUUGGGGCUGUCGCACCUAUGGACCCUCUGGCUGACCCUUUGGAAGAACAUCCAUAGAUCAGAUAGACUCGAGGGAGAAAAACUGGACCCACUUACCGAUGAUUCACUCGACUGGACACUAAAAACCUGGAUGUGUCUAACACUGUACUGUGAUGGACCACCAUCAAGGAUAGAAAUGUUGAUAGGAGUGUUGUAAUGACAUUGAAGUGAAGAGACUUAAGCAAAAAAAAAAAGAAAAGAAAAAUCUAAAUGCUUACAGGUUCGAGGUCCUCAUCCAGGACAGAGCAGAGAAUUUUCACUAGAGAUCACACCUAAAUCAAGGACAACUAUAAAAACUACUACAACCAAAGUCUGAUGUGUCUGAUUCCUGAAGGGUUUUGUUUUGUUUUUUGUAAAUGUGUUCGAAAUUUUUACAUUUGUACUGACCAAAAGGGGGGAAAAAACAUAUAUGUGUAGGGGCUCUGGGGUGGUGGGAGGGUGUAACAUUAUCUUUGUCUCACUUGCUCACUUGGGUUUAUAUGUAAAUAUUAUGCUAAUUUUGUCUUCAAAUUGAAAUCACAAACUCUUUGGAAACUUUGUCUCAGAGAUGACCACAUCAUAUACCUGUGGUCCUUUCUUUAGUCACCUCACUCCUGUUUGUAAAAGUAUAAUUUAAAAGUUUUUUUUUUUUUAUCUCUGGAAGAAUGGGUUAUAUGUCAAAGGUGGUCGAUAUGGUAGAACCCACAUUGUUGCAGCUGUGACUUAAACUACAGUAUGUCAUUGUAUUGCCAAAGCCUUCUAGCCAAAGAACAUCAUUCUUCAGCCCAAGGACAUGGGCUGUAGCCCAAGGACUAUACAUGGGCAAAAACAUUACUUUUUUUUUUUCCUUUUGCUGUGAUGAAAUUUUUCAGUGUUUUGUCCCAAACAAUGGCUUCAGGUCUGCAUGAUUUGCAGCACACAACCAAUGUGUGGAAAAUUAAAUGAGAUCAUUUCUACGAUUCAUCAUUUUCGUGCAUGUUUUUGUUAACUUUAUAAUUCAGUAGGUUUGUUGUAACUUUGUGUGUGUCAGACAAAAGAAAUGAUCAAAAUAUACAAAGCUACCAAAAUGAACAACCAGCUCUCUCACGAAAUGUCUAAGAAUUCUAAAUAGUCGGAUCCUUUGUUUGAUUUUAUACAAACGGAGCUGUAACCUAACCUAACCAUGCAUGUGCUUUUUUUAUGAGUUGUCUAAUAGAAAUUCUUAUGACUUUGCAAUUGGUGCAAACUGAGCUUCAGAACAAGACGUACUACAACAAAGGAAGUACUAUACUUACAUUCCCUAAAGUUUGUCUUUCUUCCAUUUUGCUGUCACAUGACAGAAUUUUAUUUCUUCAACACAGUCAUUAAAGUCUGCUUGAGAAACACUGAAAACUAAAUAUUAAAUACAAUCACAAUUUUAAACAGCAAGGUAGAUUAUAAUUGAAAUGAUGUCCUUUAAAUCAAAUGUCUGUAAGAAGCCGUAAUGAGAGCUGCUUUAGACAAUAAGCUUUUGGACACACACACACACACACACACACACAAACUUAUUUGAGUUAUGAGUAGUUCAGGUAAAUUUUAAGGGAUGGGUUAGCAGCUAGAUAUCUUAUAACUGUCUAGGUCCUGGUUGAAAUUCUUCAAAAUUUGGUGAGAAAUCAGGUUGAUUAGACUAAUGACAGGCAAUAACACGGAUAUCUAAAAAUAAUAAUGUUCGAUUUUAUAACCCUGGAUACUAUAGUUUGUGCUAAUAUCUGUCGAUCUGUGCUGGUUUCAUUUUUAACUUUGUUCACUUGAAAACUACAAAUAAAAAAUAGUUAGUAUCAAAACAAGGAAGUGUUCAAAUAUGAACGAUGACAUUUCCCCUAAUUCAGUGCAAAAUAUAAUUAAAAUUAUGAAGGUUAAACCUUUUUUAUUAGUUUUCUUUUGUAAAGGAAACUCGUGUUUUCAACUUAUUGUUUUUACUCCAGAAAGCAAUGAAAAUAUUGUUACAGCUAGCAAGUUUCAGAAGUAAAUUUAUUACAGAAUAAUAUUUAUUUGAGGAUCAAUCAACACAAUUCCAGCAAUCAUAUAAAUACAAGUGAUCCAAGCAUGUCCAGGUUUUUAUUCAAGCAAAGGAAAAAAUAGAUUUUCCAAAUCACCAAAAUCCUACAUUUUUUAAUUUCCUCUUCAUUUGUCUUCAUGCUCUACUGUAAGCGUUGUGUUGCGUUCUCUUUCACGUCGAUAUUUUUUAAUGGAAUACACUGAGCUGCCAGGUUACAGUUUAUUAGACUUAUUAGAUGUAAACUGCUCUAAUUAUGAUCACACUUUUUUUUCAUUUUCAUCUGACUAGCCUGGGUUUUCUGGUUGCAGACAUGGUGUAUCAUACAGAGAUUUAACAAAGAAGCUGUAACCAAAAAAAGAAGAAGAAGAAAAGAAAAAAAAAACUUAAACCAAGAGACAAAGAAAUAAAAGAGUUCUGCCUUUGCUCAACUUUUGAAUGCUGGACCAAAGCUCAAUUGUAAUAUGCACACUGUACAGAGAAAUGGCUAAAUGUUGCUGACAAUCUUUAAAUAUUUGCAAUGUUUGAGGAAAAUGAAUGGAAGAAUCAUAUAAGUCUAGCAUCAAGAUUACCUCAUGACUGUACAUGUAUGCAGUGAGCAGUGAGUUUUUAGAAGAGAAAUGAACAGCAACUUGUGGUUUUGUGUAAAUGUGUGUAAGUAGAUUUCACUAGUCGUGGUAGGUCCUCAAAGAGAGUGUGGGUCUACCAGUUAUCUUUCAUGCUGUGGUUUCCAGGGUUACGUGUGUAGAACAUUUUAGACUUUAUUGUAACGGUUUUGUUUGUUUGUUUGUCUGUUUGCCCCCCAUGUGAUUUACAUUGAUGAACUUUAUUGACUGUGACUGGAAUUGCCCAAUAUAAUAGGGCGCAAGGAGAGCUUUGUGACCGAACUCAAUUGUCUUGAACUGAUUACACACUCACACACACACACAGAGAGAGAGAGAGAGAAAGAAAGAAAGAAAGAAAGAAAGAAAGAAAGAAAGAAAGAAAGAAAGAAAGAAAGAAAGAAAGAAAGAAAGAAAGAAAGAAAGAAAGAAAGAAAAUAUUGAAAAGUGUUGCCACUGAACACCUCGAAAACCAAA
Hemibagrus wyckioides is the source of this 5341-nucleotide messenger RNA. It is a transcript of the gene pou6f2, whose product is annotated as POU class 6 homeobox 2. The coding region runs from base 212 to 2287 and encodes 691 amino acids. The transcript has 10 exons. Lineage: Eukaryota; Metazoa; Chordata; Actinopteri; Siluriformes; Bagridae. The record is from RefSeq and is a predicted model, not a curated record. Gene Ontology annotation, molecular function: RNA polymerase II cis-regulatory region sequence-specific DNA binding; DNA-binding transcription factor activity, RNA polymerase II-specific. Gene Ontology annotation, biological process: regulation of transcription by RNA polymerase II.